Molecule: messenger RNA, 1618 nt
Organism: Poecilia latipinna (sailfin molly)
Lineage: Eukaryota; Metazoa; Chordata; Actinopteri; Cyprinodontiformes; Poeciliidae
Product: junctional adhesion molecule-like
Exons: 5
Coding region: 770-1603 (277 amino acids)
Biological process (GO): positive regulation of T cell proliferation; negative regulation of T cell proliferation; cellular response to lipopolysaccharide
Cellular component (GO): external side of plasma membrane
Source: RefSeq, a predicted model, not a curated record
UCUGNGGCUCCAACGACUCGUCUCUCACCAGUCCUCCCAGUAGAUCUCACUGGUUUAUUGUUCCUAGUUGAAUCUGGUCUCUUCCAUCCAACCAGUGGCUCCAUUUUACUGUUUUUAGACCUGAUUAUAAUGUGAUGAGUUCAGAAUCUGGAUUUUGUCCUGUUAAUGUCAUUCAUUAGUAAAUAAGAUUCUGUAGUUUUGUAGUUUUCUCCUGCAUUGUUUCACUGUAAUUUAGGUUUUUCACUACUUUAAUCUUAUUUUCUUCCGCUUUUGAAUGUUUCUAUUUCUGUUUAAACAAGAUUUCUAACUGAACGAGGCAGAAAAUCUGAGCAGGUCGGUUAGUUUCUGCUGUUUAGAGAAACUACGUUUCCCAUCAGCCUUUGUGACUUCCUGUAGAGGCUCAUGGGAACUGUAGUCAAAGUCCUGACUACAGCAGCAUUUAAAACAGAAAUAUUGAUGUUUUCUGACUUUCUUCUAGUUUUCUUUCGCUCUAAAAUCUUUCUGAACUGUUAAUAUUUAUUCAGUUGAAUCAAACUUUGAUUGCUAACGUCGAAGAAGUCACGUGACUGUCUGUGAAAAUAGAAACUGAAAUUAACUUUUUUCCUUCUUCAUAUCAGCCUCCAUGUUGAGUUCAGGAUGGAAAUAACGGUCUGACUUGUUAACAGAGGUCCGUUUCCCAGUUUACCAGACCUCCCCUUCUGCUGGUUCCAGUAGAAAUGGUGAUCUGGUGUCAGAGGUGAUCAGCCUCUCUGUUUGUUCUGAGAGGAAGAUGAUGAUGAUGAUGAUGGUAUUGAUCCUCCUGCUCGUUUCCCAGCAUGCACUGGGCGGAGUGGUGGAGGUUAAUGAGGGGACGGAGUCUGUCCUGCUGCCCUGCAUUGACUCUGGUACUCCACCUGAAGACCCGUUACUCAUCUGGACUCGCAGUGAUCUCAGUCCUAACUCCGUCCACCUACGGAGAGAAAACGGUGACGAUCUUAAAAACCAGAACCAGCGUUUCAGAGGACGGACCUCCAUGAAUCCUGACGCUCUGGAUACUGGAAACUUCAGCCUGACUCUGAGGAAACCUGAGCAGGAUGAUGGAGGAAACUACAGCUGCAGCAUCUCUGAUGGAAUAGAAGAACGGAACCUGAAACAGAUUCAUCUGAAGGUCAAAGUUGGUCAGCAGGAGGUCGAGGUCACUGAAGGGUCAGGUUCUGUCGUCCUGCCCUGCAGAACAUCAGCCGACCUUCCUGAGGGGACGUCAGUGGAGUGGACCCGGCCAGAACCAGAAUUCAUGAUGGUUCACUCAAGCAGCAACCAAAGAAACCAGGACGGUUUUUACCGCGACCGAACAGAAAUGAGCAAAGACUUCCUGAGGACCGGAGACGUCAGCCUGACCCUGAGGAACCCCAGAGACGGAGACGGUGGACGCUACGUCUGCACCGUCCACAGAGACCAGGACGUCCUGAGAGACACUGUGGUUCUGAAAUAUGUACAGAAAGAACCGUUUCCAUCCUCGGCCACAGCUCUGCUGGUUCUGCUGGUUCUGGUUCUCAUCAUCUCUGCGGGCGUUUUCUAUCAUUUUAAAGAUUAUUUCCUGCCAGGUGAGUCUGAAUGUUUCUGACACAGAAUGUUAGAG